This is a messenger RNA of Boleophthalmus pectinirostris (great blue-spotted mudskipper), 5821 nucleotides long. RefSeq names its product cyclin and CBS domain divalent metal cation transport mediator 2b (gene cnnm2b). Gene Ontology annotation, biological process: transport; magnesium ion homeostasis. Gene Ontology annotation, cellular component: plasma membrane. Lineage: Eukaryota; Metazoa; Chordata; Actinopteri; Gobiiformes; Gobiidae. Gene Ontology annotation, molecular function: magnesium ion transmembrane transporter activity. The record is from RefSeq and is a predicted model, not a curated record.
AUGAGGUGCACUUGUUUUGGAAUUUGAUUCGCCGGGGAGGCUGCGGACACCCCGCCCACCGGUUAACUGGACUCACUGAUUGGUCAUUAGCGUCGCCUGUCUCGGGGACAUCAGAAGAGGCACGAGUUGGCCCGUAAGCCUGCGCUUUGGUCCUCAGUGUCGGACACGUAAUGGGAACGAGCAGGUCCUGAUGCGCAAGUCACGGCAACCGGUGGAGAUGAAGGCGGGCUCCGACUGCCUCUGAUUGCUGAUAGCCCAUUCCAUUCAACCAUCAAUAUGGCAAAGCCCUUAUGCCGCGAACCCACUGCUGCAAAAAUGGCGUCCCUGUACCGGGUCCGAGCUCUGGCGUUGGUUUUUUUGACUGUCACUGGCUGUUGUGUCACCCCCACAAAUGGCAAAGAAAACUCCGAGGAGACCGUCAUCAUUGGGCUGCGCCUGGAGGACACGGACGACAUUUCCUUCAUGGACAGGGGCUACCUGCGGGUGAGUGAGCGCUCCCGGGUCAAACUAAGGGUGUACGGCCAGAACAUCAACAACGAGACGUGGUCCAAGAUCGCUUUUACUGAACAUGAGCGGAGCCGGCCGCCGGGGAACCUUGACAGCUCCUCUGGGGAGAGCCACGAGGACCUGUCCGGCUCUCAUCCAUGUGGCAUUAGGACAUCAGAUAUAAUUAUUUUGCCCAACAUUAUUUUAAACCGAAAAACGUCGGGAAUAGUUGAAAUUGAGGUCAAACCUCUCAGAAAGACAGAGAGGAGUAAAUCUUAUUACCUUUGCGUGGCCACUUCGACUCCUGCGGGCUCCUAUGACCCGUGGACAGAGAACACCUGGAUCUACCAUGACGGGGAUGACACCAAAGUGAUAGUGGUGGAGGAGAAAAAGUUUCUGCUGCCGUUCUGGCUGCAGGUCAUCUUCAUCUCGAUGCUCUUGUGUUUGUCUGGGAUGUUCAGUGGUUUGAACCUAGGCCUCAUGGCGCUGGACCCCAUGGAGCUCCAGAUAGUUCAGAACUGUGGUACGGAGCGGGAGAAAAAUUACGCUAAAAAAAUAGAGCCGGUUCGGAGCCAAGGGAAUUACUUACUGUGCUCUCUUCUUUUGGGGAAUGUGUUGGUCAACACCACGCUCACCAUCCUGCUGGAUGACAUAGCAGGGUCAGGUCUUAUUGCUGUGGUCAUGUCCACUAUUGGAAUAGUCAUUUUUGGAGAGAUAGUUCCUCAGGCCAUCUGCUCCAGACAUGGGCUGGCAGUGGGAGCUAACACCAUCUUUCUCACAAAGUUCUUCAUGCUGCUCACCUUUCCUGCAUCCUACCCAGUCAGCAAGCUCUUGGACUACCUGCUGGGACAGGAGAUAGGCACCGUUUACAACCGUGAGAAGCUGCUGGAGAUGCUGCGUGUGACAGACCCCUACAAUGACCUGGUGAAGGAGGAGCUGAACAUCAUCCAAGGUGCUCUGGAGCUCAGAACUAAAACUGUGGAGGACGUGAUGACCCCCCUGAGAGACUGCUUCAUGAUCCCAGCGGACGCCACUUUGGAUUUCAACACCAUGUCUGAGAUCAUGAAGAGUGGCUACACCCGGAUUCCUGUAUUUGAGGGCGAGAGGUCAAAUAUAGUGGAUCUGCUGUUUGUCAAGGAUUUGGCCUUUGUGGACCCUGAUGACUGCACCCCUCUCAAAACCAUCACCAAGUUUUACAGCCACCCACUGCACUUUGUCUUCAAUGACACCAAACUGGAUGCAAUGCUGGAGGAGUUUAAAAAAGGAAAGUCGCACCUUGCCAUAGUCCAGAGGGUGAACAAUGAGGGUGAAGGAGACCCUUUCUAUGAAGUCCUAGGGAUCGUGACACUGGAGGAUGUGAUUGAAGAAAUCAUCAAGUCUGAGAUCCUUGACGAGACUGACUUGUACACUGACAACAAGACAAAGAAGAAAAUUACCCAUCGUGAGAGGAAACAAGAUUUCUCUGCCUUUAAGCCUACCGACAAUGAAAUGAAGGUUAAAAUAUCACCUCAGCUUCUGCUUGCUACCCUGCGUUUCCUGGCAACAGAGGUAGAGCCUUUUGCACCAGUGCAGAUGUCAGAAAAGAUCCUGCUCCGUUUGCUGAAACACCCAAACGUCAUCCAGGAGCUGAAAUACGAUGAGAAAAACAAGCGUGCAGCUGAGCACUACCUCUACCACAGGAACAAGCCAGUGGACUACUUUAUUCUUAUCCUGCAGGGGAAAGUGGAGGUGGAGGCAGGAAAAGAGGGCAUGAAGUUUGAAGCAGGACCCUUCUCCUUCUAUGGGAUGAUGGCUUUGACUGCCUCUCCAGUCCCUCUUUCCCUGUCUCGCACUUUUGUUGUCAGUAGGGCUGAGUCUUUAGCAGGAUCUCCAGAGAAUAAAUCACCCCCACGGCCCUUUGGACUAAACCACUCAGACUCUCUGAACAGAAGUGACCGGAUAGAUGCCAUCACACCGACUCUUGGCAACAGCAACAACCAGCUCAACUCAUUUCUACAAAUCUAUAUCCCAGACUACUCAGUGCGAGCACGCUCAGACCUGCAGUACAUAAAGGUUACCCGGCAGCAGUACCAGAAUGCAGUGAUUACGUCACGAAUGGACAAAACACCACAGUCCACGGAGUCCAGUGAAUUUACUAAAAUUGAACUAACACUGACAGAGCUCCAUGAUGGAGUAGAGACACCAACAGUGGUCCCCACAUCCACUAGCAGUACUCCUGCAGUAGCUAUAGCAGUAGGCAAUGAGACAGCCCAUUUACUAAACCAGCAACUGAACUGUGUAAGCCUUAAUAGGAGUAACCACAGUGCCCACAGCGAGGGACCCAUCUAGCACCAGCCCACAGCAGUGAGAACUAGUCACUCUGCUGGUCUAAGCAGACACAGGCUGGAGAAGAUGAUUUCUGGAUGUGGGGAGAAGCUCUGCCCCCAUGGGCAGGAGCCCAGGAUAAAGGGGUGCGGUGACACCCCGACCGCCCACUCCAACACGGUCCCUCCCAGCUGCACAUCCACCUAUGGAGGGACCUGCCUGCAUAUCUGCCCACAGUGGAGACCUGGACCAUGGGAUGAGAGUGCAUGAACUAGCUCCCCCACUUUAUUUUUGUAACAGAGAGAAUUCUCCUCAGGCCAAAGACUUUGGUCCACAUUCUUACUGGACUUGAAUGGAAAGUCUCAAUUGCAGGGAAGCUCAGAUCUUCAGCAAGGACUCAGAACCCAAUGUAGAGAGCAAUGGUUUGAGCUUCGACAGAAACUGCUGAACUACAAACCAAGAAUGUUUUCCAUAUUUAUUUAUUUUAUAAUAUUAUGUGUAUAUAUGUAUGCGUGGAGAACCAAUAUGAAAUGAACUAUAGCAUGCACUCGCAUGUGUGAGCUGUGUGUGGUACACACAUCAUAUAAACAAGGACAGACACAGAAUUUAUGUAAAUGAAGAAGUCUUUUACAGAAUGUAUAUUACAGAUUGUUAUUUUUACUAUUAUCAUAAAUCAGGCUUAUGAUAUAUUAUCUUUUCCACCUUAACAUCACACAAUUGCCUUUAAAAAUCAUAUAAUUAUUUUAACAACGUGCAAUGAAAUUUAUUUAAGUAAUGAUUACCUAUUUUUAAAAUGCCUGUAUUAUAUAUUUGUAUGUAUCAUAUAUGUGUAUAUUUGAUUUGCAAACAGCCAUCCACAAGCUGUUAGUAGCUGCCCAUUUUUCCAUGAGACCUCAUGUCGAGGUCUUGUUGCCAGUCACCACAGGCAGAAGAGGUCACAGAGCUCUGAGUACAAGGGCCAACACUAAGCCACCUAUGCACAUAUUUUAAUUGACCACUUUAUGCAAACUCCAGUUUAUUAACUGCACAGUAAUAAUGACCUCAUCUAUCAAACUAACUUGAGUCUUCAUCAAAAUACUAAAAAAGCUCUACUUUAAAGGACCCAUUGCUUAUACUUAUCCAUUGUAACCGUAUGCCAUUUGUUUUUAUAGCUACAGUUGUGUGAAAAAAUAGCACACUCUGUUGAUUUUCAUUUAUUUUACUUAAUGGUGCCACAGAAAGUUACCAAUCCUCAACAUUUUUAAUAUUUGACAAAGACAACUAGUCUAAAAAAAACAUUUGUUAUUGUUUGUUUCAUUUACUACAAGGGAAACGACGUUUCAGGACUGAGUGCAAAUACAGAAUUUUGUAGAGCACGCCAUACACACCAGGUAAUAACUACCAACCCAGACCAACAGUCCCAAAGCCGUCACACAUUUGGUUUGGAGUCUAAGUUCAGGCUUCUCUUUUGAUAUGUAAAAACCAUACACAUUUUUUUUCUUUUUUCCCUUUAUAAUACAAAGUAUUGGUUUAGUUUUAGUUUCAUUUGUCCCAGAAUAGCUUCCUCAUUGACAUUGACUGGCACACUACACUUAUUUAAAUGUUUUUCUGAAUUCUUAUAGAAUGCCCUAAGUGGCACUUGCGAUGCUCAAGAUAAAUCGAAUAUUGUUAGAUCAAAUAACUCCAUUUUAUGUUUAUUCUGGUUGCCUUUGUCAAAUAAGUAGUAAAAAAGAUUGUAUUAUUUACUGUAAAACCAACAUGUUACAGUAAUGCUGACUUGUGUCAUUAACUGCUAUUGACUUAUUUUAUGAUAAAGGAAUGUAAACAAUAUAGAGCUAAAGAUAAUGUGUUACAGAAAGUGCAUAUGACAGGUUUGGCUACUCAUUUCACCAAGAAAUAGUUAUAAUCGAAUUAUAUUUUAUUUAAUAUUAUUUGACAAAUACAAAUUUUUAAAUUUAUGUUUAAAUUGAAAAAUUUGUUCUUUGUGCGUAAACUGUGCCUGCAUUUUGAAUGAAAAUUGUUCUACUGAUUACAGAUAGUGGGAUCCUUUUUCGUAGUACAGUGUUCCUGAAAUUUCGAACCAUUUUUUAAAAACUCAAACUUGACCACCACAGUCAUCCCGCGAAAUGAGGUAAUAAUUGGAAAAAACCCAAAACAAAACAUGAAAACCUGUCAUAUGCACUUUCAGUUGGUCUAUUUUCGUUACUUUCUAAAUUAAAGUCUGAAACUUUAGUGCUUCAUGGACCACAAAGGGCUACAUACAGAUAUAUAGGUUUAACUGUAUUUAACCAAUUUGCACAAGAAAGGUUGUCUAACCAGUGAUUAUUUUUCUCUGUUUGACCAAUAGAUUCAAUCUCUGGCUAAAACAUUUGAUUAAUAUGAAACCAAAAGAUAGACAAAUCAUGAAAACUACUUUGACUUAAUGUCAUAAUAUAAUAGCAAGCAUUUAGAAUGAACUAACCUUCCAACUCAUGAUCAAGGUUUUAUAUUGUGUUCUCUCAAACUUGAUCCCAUAUAUUUAGUUUAAAUUCUUUUAUUGACAUAUGCAUAAUCAUCUAGGCCUAGCUGUUAUGCACUAUGCAACGAGGCCACUAUAUGAAGAAGUAUAAUUUUUGCAUUGCUGUAUACAGCCACAGGUGGGCGCUGUUUCCACACUUUUGGUCUUUAACAUACGUAAGAUCAUAACUGCAUCUAUGUUUGAGUUUCUGUUUAUGAAUCAUGUUGCUUGUUUACUUGGAAGUGCUCCUAUGCAGCAGAUCUGCUUUUGGAUCAAUGACAUAAGCUACAAGAGUUGUGCCUAAAAAAGUCAUAGUCCCAUUUGAGUUUGGUCUCUGGGCCUGGUGAGGUGUUACUCCAUGGCUGCUUUGACUGACAGGUCAUGUCCCUUUAAGAUGCUCUGUGACUAAAUCAUCAGCAUCUAUCUUCAUAUAAAACACUGCUGUUUCUCUUGUCCAUCCUAGUGCUGCUACUGUACCAUGUGCUGGCCAAUGUGCUUCUCCCUGAGGACCGCAAAGCCUCAUCCAGCUGUUGGUUUAAUAAAAAGUGAAUGAUU